AUGAAUGUUGUUGCAGACUUGGCUGACGAGGACAGUAUCUCAGCUGCAGUUCAGGCUGUGAGUCAGAAAAUUGGACCCGACGGCCUAAACCUCCUCAUCAACAAUGCUGCUGUGAACAAACCCGUCCCCCCAGCUUCGUUACUGGACACCAGGAAAAGUGACAUGAUGGAGGCGUUUGAAAUCAACGUUGUAGGACAGUUUGUCCUCUCAAAGGUCUGUCCAGUAGCCUCCCCUGUCACUAGAUCCAACUCCCCACCAAGUGGAGAUCAGCUGACAGCUCUUCCUGUCUUGAACCGAGUGUCCAAACGUAGGGCCGCAGUGCCUAACACAGACGUCCAAGAAGCAAACACCAUUCGAGCUCAGAUCAGGGAGACCAUUCCUCCCAGUCACCCCCUUCCAGAUGAUUGUGUCUUUGCCCACAGUAGAAAGAGGGAAUCACCACAUGGCACCCCUUCCAGGACACAUCCAGAGACCCCAGAAAGGCCAGGUGAUGAAAUGUCCUGCAGAAGAUCAGCCAUCAUCAACAUAUCUUCUACUCUGGCGUCUUUAGAGAAGUGUCCAGAGAACUUCCAUAUGGCUCACAUGUUCCCCUACAGGAUCAGUAAGGCAGCCCUGAACAUGCUGACUCGCUGUCAAGCCGAGGACUUCAAGCGUCACAAGGUUCUGGUGACGGCCAUCCACCCCGGCUGGGUUCGCACCGACAUGGGAGGACAGCAGGCUCCUCUCACCCCGGAGGACAGUGUGGUCAGCAUGCUGGGGGUGAUGUCAUCUCUGAGCAAGAGACAUACUGGGACGUUCCUGAGCUGGGAAGGCAACACCAUUCCCUGGUAG
This is a messenger RNA of Nematolebias whitei (Rio pearlfish), 831 nucleotides long. RefSeq lists its product as uncharacterized. The coding region runs from base 1 to 831 and encodes 276 amino acids. NCBI's taxonomy places the organism in Eukaryota, Metazoa, Chordata, Actinopteri, Cyprinodontiformes, Rivulidae. The transcript is spliced from 6 exons. The record is from RefSeq and is a predicted model, not a curated record.